AUUCAAAUUUCCAUUCGGAAUGUACAACAUUUUUUUGUUAAUAAUGGCUUUGAGCCUGAGCUCAGCGCUCCAGGCUUUCUCAGUUGAAAUGAAUGCGGAUGACAUUUGUGUAAGAAGGGAUGGAAAGCCAGGAUAUUGUGUGCAUCUGCGUAACUGUUCAUCUAUUUCCAUUAUGGUUAGCCGAAAAAAUAUGGGAAUUCCGUUUACAUCAGAUGAAACAACUUACAUCCAGAAUUCAAGAUGUCCCGUUCAUAAAAGAGGAUAUGUAUGCUGUGAAUCUAAAGAUAAAGUGCUUCAAGGAAUUCAGGAACUUUCGUCGCAUGAGUGUGGCAGAUUUGGAGAAGAUGAUAAGGCGAUCGGAGGUGUAGAGGUUAAGAUAAUGUCAAGACCGUGGAUGGCUUUGCUUAAAUUCCGAUCAAAAUUCGGCAUCAAUGAUUUUACAUGUGGUGGAACUCUUAUACACAAACGCUAUGUAUUAACCGCGGCUCAUUGCUUUAAUAACCAAGAAUUGUUAUAUGUUCGGUUGGGAGAGCACAACAUAACUUCAGAUACAGAUUGCGGACGCAACAGCCAGAAACUACACAUAUGCGCACCGCCUGUUCAGAAUUUGGACUUUGAACGGGUUUUCCUGCACGAGCAGUAUUCACAGCAAACUGCUCAUAAUGAUAUUGCUUUAGUGAAACUCAAAUAUGACGUGGAAAACACAGUAAGCAUUAAGCCCAUUUGUUUGCCGGUCGACGAGACUCUUCAAAAAAAUGUGGAAACAAUGUCAAUAUUCCGUAUAACUGGCUGGGGAAAAACCGAAUAUAAAUUGACGUCUAAAGUUCCACUAGAAACAGUUGUUACCAAGAAGGAUAUAAAAACCUGCCAAGAAUCCUUUACAAGGAAAAUAGUGCCGACUCAAAUAUGUGCUGGUGACCGCGGAAGGGAUUCCUGUAAUGGUGAUUCUGGUGGUCCAUUGAUAUUUCUAGAUUCAUUCAAUGGACAACAAUGCUUUGUACAAUUUGGAAUCGUCAGUUUUGGUUCAGUGAGUUGCGGAGAUGGCAAUCCAGGUGUCUAUACUAAUGUUGGAAGCUACGUUCCAUGGAUUGCUUAUAAAAUAGCCACCAAAUAGAUUGAGUUGUAAAUAUAUCAAUUCAAAAAUAAAUAUAAAUUGCAUGUAAGUUUAUCAAGGUAA
Molecule: messenger RNA, 1177 nt
Organism: Drosophila innubila
Lineage: Eukaryota; Metazoa; Arthropoda; Insecta; Diptera; Drosophilidae
Product: serine protease grass-like
Exons: 6
Coding region: 20-1114 (364 amino acids)
Biological process (GO): proteolysis
Molecular function (GO): serine-type endopeptidase activity
Source: RefSeq, a predicted model, not a curated record